This is a messenger RNA of Megalobrama amblycephala (Wuchang bream), 867 nucleotides long. RefSeq names its product myosin, light chain 2a, regulatory, cardiac, slow (gene myl2a). The transcript has 7 exons. Bases 16 to 663 code for a protein of 215 amino acids. The record is from RefSeq and is a predicted model, not a curated record. Lineage: Eukaryota; Metazoa; Chordata; Actinopteri; Cypriniformes; Xenocyprididae. Gene Ontology annotation, molecular function: calcium ion binding. Gene Ontology annotation, cellular component: myofibril; cytoplasm. Gene Ontology annotation, biological process: heart development; cardiac muscle contraction; muscle cell fate specification.
CUUCCUAAACAGGGCAUGUGUUAUUUAUAUCGGCCAGUAGACAACAGCACGGCUAAUCUACAAAAGGCCAUCCAUCCGCGCCCCAUUGUCCAGCUGCAUUCGGGAUCCCCUCAUUGUUCUGUGCGCCUCCGUCCGUCCGUCCCGCAGCGGUCAUGGCACCCAAGAAAGCAAAGAAGAGGGCGGCAGAAGGAGCGAAACUCCAACGUCUUCUCCAUGUUUGAACAGGCUCAGAUCCAGGAGUUCAAAGAGGCAUUUACCAUCAUGGACCAGAACAGAGACGGAUUCAUUGAUAAGAAUGACCUGAGAGACACAUUUGCAGCUCUAGGACGGCUUAAUGUGAAGCAGGAAGAGAUUGACGAGAUGCUGAAGGAGGCGUCGGGGCCGAUCAACUUCACCGUGUUCCUCACCAUGUUUGGAGAGAAACUCAAAGGUGCCGAUCCAGAGGAAACCAUCCUCAACGCCUUCAAAGUGUUUGAUCCUGAAGGGAAGGGAAUCCUGAAGAAGGAAUAUGUCACUGAGAUGUUGACCACACAGGCGGACAGAUUCACUGCAGAGGAGAUGGAGCAGAUGUUCGCCGCUUUCCCUCCAGAUGCUGCGGGAAACCUGGACUACCGGAAUCUGGUCCAUAUCAUCACUCACGGAGAGGAGAAGGACCAGGAAUAGUUCAUUCAGUCCUCAGCCAAUCCCAGCGCUCCCUGUGUGCUUGUACACGCCCACUGGUUUAUAAUUGACAGGCAAGAAGUUCCGGAAAGUUACAGAUUUUUUUUAAUGUAUGAUAUUCUGUUUGCACCUUUGGCAUGUGACCUGUCAACAUUUACCUACAAAAUAUUGUAAUGGGUAAAUAAAUAAAUUGACAUGAAAUAUUGA